AUGAAGUCAUUUAUAAAACAACCUAAAAAGAAUGAUUCUACUACAUUUGCAAAUGAAGCCAAGCCAGGGCAAACCAGCUCUCAUCCUUCGAACUUUGAAACUAUGAACCGUCCCCCAGCGACUAGUCACAAGUUCACCCCCACUUCAUCUCCUAAAUUGCAACAGUAUCCUCAAUAUACUCCACCUGUCAAUGUCCUAUCGGCAUCGAGUACAAAUUCGCCGAAAAAAUUGCUAACACCAAUUAAGAAUCUAUUUACAUCUACAAAAUCAGCUGGGCCAACACCAAACUCCAACGACAAUCUACAAAGUCUAAUAUUAAACGGUGCUUCCCCCAAGGAAUCGAAAAGCUCACGAUUCAGAAAGCAUAUACGUAGCCGAAGUCAUGUUUCCGUUCCCACUAUAAACGACUUUAAGAAACCGCCUGAAAAGUCUAACGGCAACAAUAAACUCAAGCUGACCGUGUCGUCUCCCUCCCUUCAAAAGCUCAAAACAACAAACUUAGAGGAAAUAUCGGGGAAUAGAUACAAUCGUUUUGGUGAAAGUCUGCCUCUUGAGUUUGUCGAUGUGCCUCCUACAUCUGCAAACAUGUCCAGUCUUGGUCCACCUAUCCUGUUGAGUAGAGGCUCAAGUAAAAAUGUCAGCAUCGCAUCUUUAGCAGAGAGUGAAAAGUUUCAUACCAGAGAAGUGUUUUUUGAUGCAACAUCUAUGUCAUAUAUCAAUGACAAGGAUGAUCUCAAGACGAACCACACGAGUUAUUCCAGUGAGAAGUCGGAUGAAGAAUACGAUGACGAAGAUGAUGACGAAGAUGAAGAAGAGGAUGACGAUGAUGAUGACAAUUCCUCUCAAUUUUCAUUUGUACAAGAUAUGAAAGGUGGCAGAAAUACUUCUGUCAAGUACUACAAGACAAACGUUGCAAAGCCAAAAUUGGAGCAAUCUUUGGUCCUGAAUCCUUUUGACGAGCAAGAUUUGGGACAUGAUGAUGUAGAUAUGUCAGACUAUGAUUUUGAAAAUAAUGGAUUGGGAGACGAAGAUGACGACUUUGAUGAUUACAACGAAUUUGAUGGUGAAAAUGCGGCAUACAAUGAAAUGUUUCAAAAUGAUGAUCUGGGAUCUCGUACCGUGUCACAUGAAUUUGAUGAUGAUGAUUAUAGGGAACGAGAUGGCAUAUACCAUGCCACUGACUUGCAAAAUUCCGUUUCUGCUGCAGAACCAACAUUCGGAAAUCUAUCACGGAGCUUCUCGCCAGAAACAAAGUUCAGAGAAUUUAUUUCAGAGCAGGAUUUUCCGGUACAUACAAUGUUCAAUUCUUCCCAUCACUUGUCAAUCCAGGGUCCUACAAAGGAUGAAUGUAGUGAGUUACCUUCAAGUCCUGGAAGAGCUAACAUCGAGGAGGAUAUAUUGGAAAACUAUUUGGAUCCAAGCAUUCUGAAUUCCAUUCACUCAAGCAAUAACCACUUUGGGGAACUUGAAUCGCCAGUAAUGCAUCACGAAGAAGAGUUUGAGCUUUUUGAUGUUAGUAGUCCAGUGAUAAAUGGUCUCACCAUUGGUCAUAAUUUGGGACAUCGUUCAAAUAGAAUGGGCCAAAAUUCAAACAGGUCAUUAAUCCACCGUAAUCCUAUCAACAUGCCGAUGGGUCACUUUGGAUGUAAUAAUCUGAGUGAUAAGGGUGUUUCUGAGGGGGGCCGCUAUAUCGUUUCUUUCCAUGGCUCGUUUGAUGACAGUUUGAAUAAUAGCAUUAAAAGCAAACUUGAUGAUUUUGAAAAUUGGUCCAGCUCAAGGCAGAAUAGUAAGCUUAGUGACAAUGAUGUGAGACACUCUUCAAAGGCAAAGCCGCUCGGAGCUACUGUUAAGCAAUCUAGUUUUGAUAGUAACACAACUACGAGACUACUGAAGCAAGAGAAUGGAGGUGGUGUUGAAGCUAACAAGAUCUCACUGACGCAGAACAAUACUGAUACAAGGGGUAAUGACCUCACGAGUAAACAAAAUAGAAGUUCAGUUGUUGAAAUGAUGGGUUUAUUGUCAACCUUGCAACGAAAUGAUCCGGAAAAAGGGGCUGUCGAUGAGGCGUAUAAACUGACAGGUCAACAAAAUAGGAACUCAGUAGCCGAAAUGAUGGGUUUAUUGUCCAGUUUAGAAGACUCCCAGAACGUGGAUGCAAGCGAUGAAGGCGCAACUGAAUCCAACAGCAAAGAAGUGAGAAGCUCGGUAGCUGGUAUGAUGAACUUUUUGGCUUCAGUUGGAGAGAUUGAAAAAUUAGCAAGUGAUUCCGAGAAAUCUGAAAAUGGCAAACCACAAACUGCCUCUAAACCCAUUGACCAAAAUUUGAAUUUACUGCAACUGGAGCUUGAAUUACUUGACCUGCACAUUAAAAGAAAGCCAUCAUUCAAGCGAUACUCGUGGUUUAGUAGUCAAGAAAGUUUGACUUUAAAAGGUGUGGAUCCAACGGACGAUUCCAUAAAACCCCCACCGUUGGACCAAGAUAUACUAGAUGAAAUCAACCAGAUACCCGAGGAUUAUGACUACGAUGAGCAAAGCAAGUUCAAAGGAUCAACUUCAGAAAAGUCCUUUUCAGCGAUGGGAUUUGAGAGAUCUAGUUCGUUUAACAGAAAACCCAAGAAAGUCGUCAUGAUGAACCAAGUCAAACCCAACAAAGUAGAAACAUUGAGCAAGACAGUUACAUUUUAUGACAGGAACAAAGCCGGACCUUCACUACCUUUAGAUGUGAAGAGGGUCAAAAGUUCGAACUUGAGUAGAGGAUCCUCAUUUAGAUCUAUCACUUCGAUUCCAUCAGUCACUGAGGUCAAUGAGGACGAAGAAGAGUCAAAUGGGAAUGCUUCUGUGAUUCCAGUACCCGUUAAAUUAGAAAGACCAAACAAUUAA
Molecule: messenger RNA, 2880 nt
Organism: Lodderomyces margitis
Lineage: Eukaryota; Fungi; Ascomycota; Pichiomycetes; Serinales; Debaryomycetaceae
Exons: 1
Coding region: 1-2880 (959 amino acids)
Source: RefSeq, a predicted model, not a curated record